AUGGAAUCGCCUGCACCAAUGGCUAUGGUCGCUUCAGAAGUUGCUCCUCCUGCGGGCGCAAUGACCCACACUGUUAUUGUCGGUGGAGCAAAGCCCGCCGCUGAAGCUACCGGCGCACCUACGCCUCUUCUCUCUUACAAUCCGGAGUCCGUUAAGGCCAACGUCGGCGACGUGAUCGACUUCCAAUUCAUGCCGAAGAACCACACUGUGACACAGUCGACCUUCGGAAAACCCUGUGUGAAGAUGGAGGGCGGUGCAGACUCUGGCUUCAUGCCCAAUCCCGAUGGAAAGGCCGGAGUCAGUUGGAAAUUCACUGUGCCAUCAACAGACCCAAUCUGGAUGUACUGCAAGCAGAAGACGGGCAAUCACUGUGGUGUUGGUAUGGUUUUUGCUAUCAACCCCAAUGACAACACAGUCGACAUGGCGAAGGCUGGUGGUGACAAAACGUUCGCGGCAUUCAAGAUGGCUGCGAUCGCACAGAACGGUACUGCGGCGAUGACGGGUGGACUUCAAGCUACUCCUACGGACGCACCAGCUGCGCCUUCGACAGUAACUAUCAGUGCAGCUGGUGGACAGCAGACUGCUGGUAUCGCUGCCCAGCCGUCUGUCAUACCGGGAUCUGGCCAGGCUGCGGACGGCUCGAGCUGCUCUUGCUCUUGCUUAUGCGGUGCAAACUCUUUCCCUCCCCAAGCAGCUGUAAAUAAUUUCGGUGGUUUCGCUGGUAUGAUGUCCAAGCCUUAG
Molecule: messenger RNA, 741 nt
Organism: Pseudovirgaria hyperparasitica
Lineage: Eukaryota; Fungi; Ascomycota; Dothideomycetes; Acrospermales; Acrospermaceae
Exons: 2
Coding region: 1-741 (246 amino acids)
Source: RefSeq, a predicted model, not a curated record